UGCAGCCCCCGGUGCAGCCCAAUUGGACAGUCUACACGUUAUACCGGUAUUUUUAACAGGACGUCCCAGAAGCUAGCUAUCUGCAACUUGAAGUCGUAGUCUGAGUGAGGGAAGAGCUGACUAGACUGAACCUCCGCAUUGCACAAUCUUGUUGAUCAGGUCUGGCAUGGGAGUGAAGUCUGAGCCUAUUGGUCUGUCAUAUACCACGUCCAGCUGCUUGAUCUGCUCCUGAACGGAUCGGUUGACUUCUCAAUCAGUGCGUCCAAGGCCGGCGCGCCGCUUGACUAAGCUAGAUACAUUUAGGCCCACUGGUCCUUAUUUUUGGUUUAGAGCAUCUCUUCACUUGUUAUGGCCUGCGCUUGUGUCACACCGCAAGCUUCCUGCUAUUACACGUCACAAAACAGCAUUGCCACACGCACGGGGAUGGAAGGUUGUCUCUCGUAUUUGUAAGGCUGCAAGGCAAGAGAAAGCAUUGCAAGCUAGCCUGCAAAUGUGUUGAAGCUUACAGGUCAAUGGGUCUCUCGCAAGGUUACGUCUUGCCCCUCGGGGUGACCCUCAGUAUUCUUUUCUUGGGCUUGCAGCGAUUCCGGGACGCGGCAGAGCCCUCCACCCUGCUUUUGAGCCCACCUUCCAGGUGGAGUCUGGAAGCGCAAAAUGUAUUUCAAGGGCUACACUUUGAACCAGCCCAGAAACCUGAUCAAAAAUACACAAGCAAACGGAUCUAUUCAGCAGCAGAAGCUGCGGGAGAUAUCCUGCAUUCAGACUUCCCAGACAUUGCUGGCAAGGGGUGUCCCUUCCACGGCGAAGCUCAUGGUCUCUUUCAACCAGACACGCCCCGGCCGCGCUUCAUAGUAACCGGUGGUGCAGGUUUUAUCGGCAGCAAUCUGGUCAAGAAGCUUAGCGGAGUAGUCCCGAGCGAGCAGAUCAAAGUUAUCGAUAACCUAUGGCGGGGUCAGCUACGAAACCUCCAAAUUGAAAAUGGUUCCUGGGCUAUCAACGUCUCUCGAGACUUCUGUCAUGCAGACCUCAGGAUAGGGGAGAGCUCGGAAAGAUACCUGCGUGGAGCCGACUAUGUCUACCACCUUGCUAUUAUGACGGGAGUCGCUGACGACCAAGAUGGCACGGAUCCGUACUUUGAUGAUAACGUCCUGAUUAAUACACUGUCUUUGAACUCCUGCAAGCGGAACGGCAUACCCAAUUAUAUCUAUGUGGCAGCAGCAAUACCAACGGGCUGGUAUAUGUCCAGAAUAUUGCCGCCUCCUGUCAUAACUGGAGCGAACACCCAUAAUUGGAUGAAAGCUAUGGGAGAAAACGAAGCCACUUCGGAAAAGACGGCGGAUUUUAAAGUUGGCGUGUUAAGAAUAGACUGUGCAUAUGGCCCUCACGAUUAUGUCUUGCUUGGGGCCACGCCGGCUGCUGAUUUGGCCAUACGAGAUCUGAUCCAACAAGGAAUCAAUAAUCCAGCGUACAUAUCUGUCUCUUUGCGUGGGGCAAAUAGGCGUCGCACAUUUGCUUACGUCGAUGACGUCGUUGAGAGCCUGCUGGAGCUGAAGGAUGCUGGCUUGAACAGAGCUCCGAUUCGAGUAAAGACACAAAGCACUUCGACGCUGUAUGAUAUUGCGGCCCAACUCCAGGUGAUUGUAUCCCAACACGCGGGCGAAGGUGCGAACCCUCAUAUCAAAGAUGCCGGGCGCCAGCAUCGGGAGGCCCCGUCGCCAGUUCCGGCUAGGAAUAUUGACGCACCUGAAUCUUCUCGAAGGAGCACCUUACGGAACUCGCUUAGUAAAGACCUUGAGCGGACGUAUUUAUGGAUGCGGAAAGAGAUGCAGCGCCCGCGCAUCCUCGUGGUUCUCUUUGGUCAGGCCCGCGGCGGGGAGCUGGCAUGGCGGUCCCUCGUGAAGAAUCUGCUGCAACCGUACAACGCACACCUGGCGCUAUGUUUCAGCGGGGAUCGUAAGGAUACACUUCUUCACCGCGUCGCCCAAUACGACUGGACGGUGCCCGAGUACGCGGACUGGGGGCUGGUCUGGGACGAGGUUGCCACGACGUGCACUGAUAAUCCGGCUGGCAACAGCACGUGGCGAAAAGUGUGCGGGGUUCAAGGGUUUUUCAUGGGGGGCCUGGGGGGUUGCAGACACGGAACCGCCACUGGGAUCAUCCUCGCGUACCGCUGGUUCACGCAGCAAAAGCUGGCGUACUUCAACCUGCUGGAUAAGUACGACUACGUCGUUUACUCGCGGCCUGACGAGCUAUACCUGUGCGAGCAUCAGAACAUCUUUGACUCGAUAGAAGAUGGGCAGGUUUAUAUGCCCAUCGAAGAAGACUAUGGCGGAUUUCAAGAUCGGCACUUGGUGGGGACAAUGAGGACCAUGAUGUCGGCGCUGAAUCAGACAGCGGAGCUGGCUUGCGCGCCGGACUACUGGUAUAGCCGCCUUCUCGCUCUCGACACGCAUUUCAAUCCAGAGAAACUGCAGAAGGAGAUGUGGCGAGAGAAGCCGAUCGAAAGGCUUAGCUACAAUCGGUCUAUGUAUCUAGUGAAAACGAAGCAGGAUCCGUCGAGAUUUACACCCGCUCAACAGAAGAUUGAGUACGAGAUUACCCGCAGAUACAACCUCAGCGUGAAGUACCCCAAUGAAAGAUCUCGUGUACUGCAGUAUUGCCAAGUGAACGAGCUCUUUGUGUUGAAAGAAUUGAGAGACAAAUUCGAUUAAUUCUUCCCUUACGGCUUUGACGACACUCUUGCGUGGUUUCCAAUCCGUGGUUCUUGUACAGACGUGCAGAAAGGCUCUUCUAAUGGUCGGUGGUUGUCCCAAAGCUGUGACUUAUUCCUCACGAAGUUGUUCAAGUUCGCGAUCUCAUAUAAUUCCAGGCAAGGUUGUUUGUAAGAGUCGCCUGACAGUUGAAUUCUCAAGUUCGUCGGGCCUUUCAUCUUAUUCGGGAGGAAGGCAGUAAUGAACAGUGAUCUGAGCGCUUGUUGCGGAUUGAAUCAAGUCACCAGCUUCAAGUUGGCGCGGCGCUUAAGCAGGACGGCCGAACUCAAGCGCAAAUUGAUGAAUUAACGUGCGCUCGAUCGAGAAUCUUCGCUAGUGCAUCAAUGUGCAGAUUCCCAAAUUCGGC
Molecule: messenger RNA, 3117 nt
Organism: Klebsormidium nitens
Lineage: Eukaryota; Viridiplantae; Streptophyta; Klebsormidiophyceae; Klebsormidiales; Klebsormidiaceae
Source: the annotation of a GenBank genome assembly